Carcharodon carcharias (great white shark) is the source of this 1563-nucleotide messenger RNA. RefSeq names its product small nuclear ribonucleoprotein 40 (U5) (gene snrnp40). Gene Ontology annotation, molecular function: RNA binding; protein binding. Lineage: Eukaryota; Metazoa; Chordata; Chondrichthyes; Lamniformes; Lamnidae. Gene Ontology annotation, cellular component: catalytic step 2 spliceosome. The record is from RefSeq and is a predicted model, not a curated record. Bases 89 to 1132 code for a protein of 347 amino acids. The transcript has 10 exons.
CGCCUUAUUGGGAGGUGGCCUGAGUGUCAAGUCUUUCCGCUGAAGCCACUCCGGUCCCGGGGAGGGGAAGCCGCCAUCGUCGCCAGAGAUGAUCGAUCAGAAGCGCAAGGCGCAGGAAAUGGCGCUGGUGCCGACCAAGCGGCCGAGGAAUGAGGCGGCGCAGGGGGGCCCGCAACAGCAGCAGGCGGUGCUUCAGGCGGGUCCCCCAAGAACAUCAAGUCUUCAAGCUCCUAUAAUGCUGCUAACAGGCCAUGAGGGAGAGGUUUACUGCUGCAAGUUUCACCCAAAUGGAUCAACACUGGCAUCUGCAGGAUUUGAUCGACUCAUAUUGUUGUGGAAUGUGUAUGGAGACUGUGAUAAUUAUGCUACGUUGAAAGGUCACAGUGGAGCAGUUAUGGAAUUGCAUUACAACACAGAUGGCAGCAUGCUUUUUUCAGCAUCAACAGAUAAAACUGUAGCCGUGUGGGACAGUGAAACAGGUGAAAGAAUCAAGAGAUUGAAAGGCCACACUUCCUUUGUGAACUCAUGUUACCCGGCAAGACGAGGACCACAGUUAGUCUGUACAGGAAGUGAUGAUGGAACAGUAAAGCUAUGGGAUAUCAGGAAGAAGGCAGCUAUCCACACAUUUCAGAACACAUACCAAGUACUCGCAGCAACGUUUAAUGACACAAGUGAUCAGAUUAUCUCGGGCGGUAUUGAUAAUGACAUUAAGGUUUGGGAUCUCCGACAAAACAAGUUAAUUUAUACCAUGCGUGGUCAUACAGACUCUGUGACUGGCUUGGCUCUAAGUGGAGAUGGUUCUUACCUUCUUUCUAAUUCAAUGGACAAUACAGUGCGGGUCUGGGAUGUGCGUCCAUUUGCUCCAAAAGAGAGAUGUGUGAAAAUAUUCCAGGGGAAUGUGCACAACUUUGAAAAGAACCUCUUGAGAUGUUCAUGGUCGACUGAUGGAAGCAAAAUAGCAGCUGGAUCUGCUGACAGAUUUGUUUAUGUCUGGGAUACAACGUCACGAAGAAUCCUGUAUAAAUUGCCAGGGCAUGCAGGCUCAGUGAAUGAGGUGGCAUUUCAUCCUGAAGAACCAAUUAUCCUUUCAGCAUCCAGUGACAAAAGACUCUACAUCGGAGAGAUACAGUAAAGAGGAACAAUUUGUGCAGGGGAACUUGUCUGACUUCAACUGGCAGCUACACACAAAAUGUUCAAUUACCAGAGAAGAAAAGUACUGUUGGGGGAGAAUAUAUGUAUAAAUACUGGACAAGUGAUCCAGCCAUGAAUGGGUUUGAAACAUGUCUUUUUCUCAUGGCCUGGCAAAUGAGCCUGGUUGGUUUUGCAGGUCUGGACCAGUUUGUACAGUUCCUGCGGAGAGCAAUGUGAGUGCAGAAUCUGAAUCUACAUAGUUUGUUGUUGUAAAAUCUGGCCCACGUUCGGUUUUGUAUCAUGGCUGUACAGACAAUUUUAUAAUGUUUCUUUUUAAUAUUCAAGAGAAAUAAAUUGACAUCUCUUUUGCUUACAACUGUUACUCAAAAUGGAUGCAAAGAGAUUGAGUUGGAUAUUCCCACUUUAUUUUAA